Molecule: messenger RNA, 930 nt
Organism: Aureobasidium melanogenum CBS 110374
Lineage: Eukaryota; Fungi; Ascomycota; Dothideomycetes; Dothideales; Saccotheciaceae
Exons: 1
Coding region: 1-930 (309 amino acids)
Source: RefSeq, a predicted model, not a curated record
AUGCCUCCAAAAGCCCCCACUCACGUUGAGCACAAUGUCUAUCUCACAUCUUCUGUCACGUUUGACAACAAGAAGGACGAUUUUGGAAGACUCCAAGUCUACCAAGCUUUCUCAUCCCUUGACGAAGCAAAUGAUUUCUGUGCCGCCAAAGCUGAUGAGCUUGCUCAGAGCCUCGACAUCGAGGCCCCUGAACCUACUUUGAAGCACUACACCAACGAUGGCGCCUUCAAGAUGGAACUGCCUCUGGAGAACAGAAACAGAGAUGUCAUCGUCGAGACGCUCAUCAUGCCUCUCAUGGGCGGCGUCAUUAAGCACGACAAGCCAGUUUCUCGCAACACCACAAAGUCGAAACAGGCCAACAAAUCAAAAGUCAAAAAGUCACAAGCCUCCGACGAUGAAGACGAUCAGGAUGUCGACAUGGACACCGACACAAAGCCCACGAGAGCCACAACUCGCAAGGAUUCCAAAGCCUCAAAACUUGACACAGAAGUCACUCAAGCCGACAUCGAUGCAGCUCCCUCUGGCACCCGCGAUGUUCUCAAGACCAACGAAUCAUACACUAUCUUCGGACACCAUAAGUAUUGGAGUGAAGAGCAAGUCAGAGUCAUCGUUAGAUUGUUUGGAGGCAGAGUGAACAAAUCGCUGCCUGUUUACCACCAACCCGAUCACACCCUCGUACUUGGUUCAGAGGUUCCUUCGAGGCUCCUGGGCCGCAUCAAGCAAAAGGAAUUCAAGCCAAUUACUCCUGACGACAUGUUUGCCUACAUCACUAAUAUGUCUAAUAUGGCUGACCCUACUGGUGCUUCCCGUAUCACCAGCGAAGAAGUCGCCAAAGCCUGCAAGAAGGUCUCCGGCAAGCCUGUCAAGGAGGAUGAGUCAACAGACAGCGACGUGGACGUCAAGGACGCUUCGGGAUCUGACAAGGAGUAA